UUUGAUUCUAUACAAUCGCUAGGUUGUUUUCAGAUAGUUUUACAAAUGCCUGACUGACUUAUUUUGGCAAUAUUGCGAUCCGUAGUUUAGAGAAAUCAGCUCGAAUCUUGUCGACAUACCAACAGUAGGUGACCUCGAAGGAUCCUACUUUAUUUUGCAUCACCUUCUCUCUCUCAACCAUCGGUUUAAGCUCAGCCAUCUGGUUAGCCUUGCGUUCAUAUCAAAGUUACCCUUCUGGGAAUCAUUUGUUUUGUACUCAAACGUCGGCUAUUUGUGACCCUUAAACCCCGUUUGAAAGGAGCGGCCAUUUGACCAUACAAUGUCUAAUGAUUCGGACCAAUCGAACGGCCACAAUUGUGGUGAUGGUGAUUCUGUCGCCGACUUGCCCAACAUAUCAGAAGCCGCAUCCGACUCGCCCUCGGCUGCACUCGUGGUGAGGCCCACGAUGAGUCACACUACCUCGGUGACUAUGGCCCAGCCAGUUCCAGUGGAGAGACAGACCACUCUGGUGCUGCAGGGAUACCUGAUGGAGGAUGCCUCCACCCACAACUCUGGAGACAGUGUCCAAACCUUUUUCGACUCCCUGGAAGGCACCGGGCGCAGGUCCGAAUCAGACGAGACCUUGUUCCAGCUGGGGCUUGAAAUAAACAGGGCUUCUCUACAGCUCAGAGUGCGCUACCAGGACGACUUCGAGGCCAUGAUGGGGGAGCUAGGAGACAGUGUAGGACAGAUCAUAGAGGGACUGGGCCAGAUAGCUGUGCGACUGUUCUCGAACCCUCAAGAGAUAUCCUGGUCUCGCAUCCUCACCUACUUCAGCUUCGCCUCCUGGGUCAUCCUCAAAAAAGGUUUUGAUCUGCUGAAGCAAGUGUGGAGCAAACUAGUCGAGAAGCUAAACGAACUGCCCGUGGUGUCUUGGAUCGCACGGAUGGGCGGAUGGGCCAACAACGGUAAUGCCAUCAAAGAAGACAUCGAAAAGGAGGCCAACAAACCAUCACUCCCGCACCUGCCCGAACUCAUCAGAACUCCAGAUUCACAUCCGGAGGACCACCCAGACCAAGGUGGUCCAACAGCUGUUGAAGGACCACCAGGAACCCUGCAGCAGCAUCGUCUCAGUUCUUACACAUUCCCGGCUAGCGUAGUGGUCGGGAUAGCGGUGAUUGCUAGUGGUGUUUUCUACCUUCUACGCAAACGGUAGCUCCUCAAUGAGCACAAAUUGCCAUCUGAUUGGCAAGUUGGGUGCGACACCGACGCUGAUAUUUUAUUUUCCAACGGCCUUUCCUAAAUUUCACAUUAAUCUACGUUUUAUUGAAACUUGCCAUAUGCCUUCUCCAAACAGUGCAUUAACACGUGCUUUAAAUUGGAUGCAACAAUCUUCUGUUUUUAUUUGAAACUGAGUACCGUAAAUAUAAUUGUGUUCGUAGAAACAAGAUUGGGGAAGAGCGAACAGACUAAGAAGUUGCGUACAGACUGGAUGUGCUAUAAUAUGGAUGCUGUCGAUUCUAAAUAUCUAUCUGUUCGUUGUCUAAGGGCAAUCAUCUAUUUUGAAAUUGGAUGUUCGUCUUUAGUGUGAGUUUGUUGAAGGUAUUAACUAUAUAAAAAUAUGACGCUUGAAUAGAAGUUUUGAAAAUACCCGCCGCUAGUAGUCAGCUAUCUAUAAUACAAGAACCUCAUGCUAGUGGCUGCCACCUGACCGAAGUUGUUAACGUGCUGUGCACCUUGCAAAAACUUGGGUACAAAUUUUUGCACCUACC
Symsagittifera roscoffensis is the source of this 1751-nucleotide messenger RNA. RefSeq lists its product as uncharacterized. Gene Ontology annotation, biological process: regulation of apoptotic process. The transcript is spliced from 4 exons. The record is from RefSeq and is a predicted model, not a curated record. The coding region runs from base 320 to 1195 and encodes 291 amino acids. NCBI's taxonomy places the organism in Eukaryota, Metazoa, Xenacoelomorpha, Acoela, Convolutidae.